Molecule: messenger RNA, 1182 nt
Organism: Hippocampus zosterae (dwarf seahorse)
Lineage: Eukaryota; Metazoa; Chordata; Actinopteri; Syngnathiformes; Syngnathidae
Product: programmed cell death 1 ligand 1-like
Exons: 7
Coding region: 84-905 (273 amino acids)
Biological process (GO): positive regulation of T cell proliferation; T cell costimulation; negative regulation of T cell proliferation
Cellular component (GO): external side of plasma membrane
Source: RefSeq, a predicted model, not a curated record
CGAAAAAUGGGCGCGGUUGAAACAAAAUACUGCGCUCGAAACUUUGACGGGACAGAAGACUCAAGUUCACACACAAGCUCUAAAUGAACUGGACCAAAGUCUUUAUUUUGCAAUUGGUGUUUCAGCCCUGUCUCCAAGCAGUCCCGCUAACCACGACUGCUGAACAAGCCUCAUACAGAGGCCAAUUGGGAGGAGACGUGUUGAUGGGCUGCCGCUUCCACCCUUUGUCACCGUAUCCCUAUGACAAUUUGACAAUGGCCUGGUACUGGAUCUCAGGGGAUCGCUUUCGGGAGGUGUACCGCCUGGAUCACGGGCAGGAGCAAAUGUCCUUCCAGCAUCCGGACUUCAGGGGUCGCGCCAGGGUCCUCAUGGAUGGGAUUAAAGAUGGUUGGGCCAGGCUGCAGGUGUCCAGGCUUCGCAUCAACGACACGGGAACCUACCAGUGCUUAGUGCGGACAAGGAAUGGGGCUGACUUCAAGCACAUUAAUUUAUCUGUCACUGCACCUUAUAAAACGGUCACAAAAAGCAUUUCCAAGUCGGCGGCUGGAGGCGAGCUCGUGUUAAGCUGCCGAUCCGAGGGCUACCCGGUGUCCACGGUGGCCUGGGAGGACGCUCACGGUCAAAAGCUCAAUGCCAGCACUACCGUUGUGACAACUGCGGACCACCUUUUCAGAAUCACCACUCAGGUACGGGUGGGAUCAUCGCAGAAAAACAACUACACGUGUAGUUUUCACAGUAACGGCUCCUCUGCGACUUUUCACAUCCCAGAUGAAACACCGCUACAGAAGGAACACACAAACAAUGCAAAUGUAACCCAGACUGCAUUUGGCACAUGUAUUGGAAUAGCACUGAUCGGCCUCAUUAUAGUGGUACUUCAACUGCGCAGAAAAGGGAGUGUCCGCUAGAGAAGCUUUUUUCUGACGGACAUCGGAGAAACGGCCUUCCUCGAUGGAUUUGAGGCAGUGGGAAGAAGCGCAUCUUUGGUCUUUUGACAUUUCAGCAGAGUUUCAAAGUUUAUAAAGACAAACUUGAUCGCACUGAUUGCUAUAAUAAUGACACUUCCAUUUUUUUUAUGAUUAGUAUUUUGUGUUGCAUCAUUCAUCCAGAGGAAUCUCCUACGCGGAAUAGCUCAAAUUGUCUUUUUGAACCACUUGAGUCAAUAAUAAUGCAACUGAAAGCAAA